Varroa destructor (honeybee mite) is the source of this 4970-nucleotide messenger RNA. RefSeq lists its product as uncharacterized. Gene Ontology annotation, molecular function: ATP binding; kinase activity. NCBI's taxonomy places the organism in Eukaryota, Metazoa, Arthropoda, Arachnida, Mesostigmata, Varroidae. The record is from RefSeq and is a predicted model, not a curated record. Gene Ontology annotation, biological process: phosphorylation.
GGAUUUGUGGCUUUGCAGAGUUUCUCUGUGGAUCGCGAUUCGCUUCAAUGCGUAGUGACUCGCGCGGCGUAAAUCGAUGUCCAUAUCGGAUUAGUAUGUACCAGUAGUCUCAGACAAAAAGUGUGGUGCUCCAUGGAUAGAAGCGACGCGUCUCUCACUGUCAAAGCUAACUCUGCUGGAAAGGUCAGUUUCUGUGUGGAAAGGGCUAAAUCGAGCUUGGCUAGUUGUGCGUGCAUUUACAACAACCGCAACAUAAAAGAAAGACACACACACAUACACACGCAGAGACGCUUAUGUACACAUACAGACACAGUUGAUCUCUGUGUCUAUUUAAAUCACACACGUAAGGCUGGCUAGCUCUUGCGAUUCGGUGCCUCGACAGUUCUAACCACGGAAAAAGGCAACGUUUUAGAGAAGUAAAAAUAUUUUCCGUGUAGCCUUCGGACAACGUACAGACCGUAUCGGAUAGACUGAGACAGAACGGAAGAGAUAAGAAGAUGGCAAAAUUCAGUACAGCCAAGACAGUUGAACCAAGUAGUUUGGAUUGGCUUACAUAUUUGCGUUACCUCGUAUUUCGUUUGCUACUUUGGCUAACCAGAUCAUCCCGACAGGCGCGUUUCUCUAAACUUUUCGACCUGUCGAGUAAUGAUCCGUACAAGUAUGGCGCACUUCCAACACAGCAGGUGUUUGAUGUCGAAUGGCCAGCGAAAGCGGAUACCCUACAUAAAGCGAACGAUGGCCUGCACUUGUUUUCAGCAUCGGCCAACGGCCAAAUUAUGGUCUUGCUCAUGACACGACGCGCAGACAAACGCGCAACAGUGUUUUUAUAUUUGCGUACACAGAAAGAAAGUUAUGUCCUGUCGAAGGACAUAUACGUUGAUCACUCGGCUGAGGAUACGUUUGCGGUGGACGGAUUGCGCCUGGAGUGUAUUAUACCUCUGCAGCGGUGGAGGAUCUCAUUUAACGGUCUUUUGAGGAACAAGUCGACUGGAGCAGAUGAUCACGUGCGCUUCGUGUUUACGAGUAAUUUCGUAACUAGCGUGGCCGAUCAGGCGGUGUUCCACUCGGAACCUCUGUUAGCUAUGCAGCUUGCUCGUAGCCCUAAACUCUCUCUUCUCAAAACAAUUAGUGAUCCCGGAAGCAUCAAUCGCAGCUUAAAGGAAAUCGAUGCCAUCAUCCAGUCUAUGUCUUAUGUCGGGAAGGUUCGCGUAGAGGAAACAGCGUCUUCAGAAGUUCACGAAGAAGAAGUGUUCGCGUUUGGUUACAAAAAAAGAUGUAGAGAACAGACUUCGUCUGCUGUAAACACCCACGGCACCCUCAUGGGUUACACCCGGAACGGUAUCUUUGUCUACUUGGAAGAGGUAUCCAUUAAAGGUCUGAGCCAAAGCUUGACCAACGGUGUACUCGUCUUCCCAUCGUUUCUUCACCUUCCAAUAGAAAACGCGUCUCUCAAUGUAAUGAAACAGAACGAUAUUUGCAGGGGCUUCACUCUCGGAUGCGGAUCCUUGCCAUCGAUGGAGCUAACACUUGACGAAGAGCUCGACACUCUGACGUUUAAUCACGAAUUUCACAGUGAGACUCGGAAGCGAACUGCUCGAGUCUUUAGAAUGACUUUCGACACCAGAGAGGGUUACGCCGUGUUCUUUGGGGCACUUAGAAAUCGUGUUGAAGUUAACCUCUUACCGAUAGCUACUCACAUUCGAGAACCAAUUCGACUUCAACAUGGUUCAGGUUGCAAUAUAGUCUCGUUCGAAAACAGACUCUGCGCCGAUGCAAAUUUCACUGGCGGAAAGGCCAGUUCACUAGCGAUUCUUACGUCAUUAGCAAAGGACUGCGAAAAAUUCGAGGUGGCGAAAGGAUUGGCGGUGACCACGGUAGCAUACGAUCUUUUUACAAAACAAUAUGUCGUAGCCCAAGCCGUCCAACAGCUCGAAGAUACCGUUCGGGCGAAGACGAAUAUGGAGCGAUUGAAAAACGUUUGCCAACAAGUUGUCAACACCAUUGGUUCUGCGGCGAUACCUUUCGAGAUCAAAGAUGACCUCAAUAAAGAGCUGAGCAGAAUAUUCGGAGCUGAUUUUAAAUCAAAGCGCUUUGCUGUCCGCUCCUCGGCCGUAGGCGAAGAUUCAGAAGAGAUGUCGGCUGCCGGCCAAAUGGAAACCUUCCUCGGAUGCCGAGGUCUGGACGAGAUCACUCGUUCAAUUGCUAAAUGUUGGGCCAGUCAGUUCUCUUUCGUGGCACUGCAGUACCGAAGGCGAUAUGGCCAGGAGAUUAAUUGCCGUAUGUCGGUCUGCGUGCAGGAAAUGGUCGCAUCUGAAGUUUCAGGGGUCAUGUUCACCGUGGAUCCGGUGACGUGUAAUCCGAAAUUUAUUACCAUCACAGCGAACUACGGCCUAGGAGAGAGUGUCGUAUCGGCAACGGCAGACCCCGAUACGUUCAUUCUUGAAAAGAGCGGGGAGUUUGGCGCUCGACUUGUAAGCUCAACGCUUGGAAGUAAAAAACUUCGCACAGUCAUGGACGAUAGUGGAGGCAUCCGCAAUCUUAAAGUCGCCGAUAGCGAAGCCCAGCAGGCCCAAACUCAAGCCUGCCUUAACGAAGACCAGCUAAAGAAAUUGGGCGAGGUUGCGCGCCUUAUCGAGAACCAUUACGCUUCGCAGCGUGACACGGAAUGGGCCUUCGCUCCUGGAGGCCAGAAACUGGUCCUUUUGCAGGCUCGGCCCGUUACCUCAGCGCACCGGUUAGACACCGACUUCGAAUUUUAUCAUGAAACUGACGCGGGCGUUACAUCUGAAUACGAUUGCCUUUCGAAGGCAAACGUUGGUGAAGUGUUCGGCGGGAGUGUGUCGCCUCUAACCCUGGAAGUAAGCUUCCGUUGCUUCACCAAACUAUUCAAGGAAAUGAGGAUGCGAGUAACUGGCCAGAAAAUUUGGGAUAUAAUGUUUGCUCGAGACCAGUUUUUUUUCACACAGAACAGUCAGUGUUUCUUCGCAACAUUCUCGCCUGUGCUAGACUACACCUGUGACGAUAUCAUGUCAAGAGGGUUUUCAAUCUCGAUGGCAGGCCGAAUUAUCAACGAUGAUAUUGUGAAAACGUCGGCAGCAAAUAAACGUCGCUACCUGUUUCAAGAAGGGCGACCUAAUUUUCUUAGCCUCAUAAAGGACAUGUGGAAUGCGGAAGGUAUCCUAGACGAGGCUGAAAAGGUCGUGCAGGAAUCGAACAUAACAUUCGACGAUUGCAAGGAUUCGCGUGAAAUACUGCAUCGAAUUAUGGCCAAUCCACACCUACAAGAACAUGCAUUGAAUGGCCACUCCAAACAGAUCUACUACGGGACGAUCUUUAACGUGUUCGUACUAGCGAUGCUCUCAAAAGCCGAAGGAGGUUGGACCCAAAGAGUAUUCGGAGACUUUGCUAAGGUCGUAGCUUCAUGCAAUAAUCUUGUAAGUGCGGACGUUCCGCAGAUGCUUGCGAAGAUUAGCCAUGAGGCAGGAAAGGACUACGGUGAAGAGUUUAAAAGGAUAUCUCCUGAAAAGGCGCUAGAAAAGUUAAAAAGCGACAAAACGAAAACAGCAGAGCUUUUUGCGGUUUUUCUUCAGAAGCAUGGCCAUCGCUGUUUGCACGAGUUUGAUCUUGCAUCCCGCCCUUGGGCAAUGAAUCCUCUUCCAGUCGUAACGACAAUUCAGGAGAUGUUGGGUACGGCCGACAUUGCGCCUAAAAGGAAGGUGAGCGUUGAAGAGCUUGUGGACAGCAUGGAAAUUAAGAUGAGCCUAUGGAAGCAGCGUAUCCUUCGUUUUUUGCUGCAUCGCGUCCGCAAUGGUAUCGCCAAUCGUGAACGGGCAAAGAGCAAUCUGAUUAUGAGCUCGCAUAAAUACCGUAUGAUGUUCCGAACAUUGGCCAAUCGACUCGUCUACGAAGGUCGUUUACCCGAUCCUGAUUUGAUCUUCUUUCUGUUACCCAAUGAGAUCAUGCAACUCAUUACGACCCGAUCAUCUAAAAUCAUCGUGCGUGCAAUACACAGGAAAAAAAACCAACUUCGAGCAUCUAAGGACAUCUACCCUGAACACAGUACUGGACUCCCAUUUAAACCGGUGAACAUGGACCCUCCGGGUCCCGAAGUGAGGGGUUUACGACGGAUUAAUGGCACACCCGUUGCGCAAGGAAUAGUCGUAGCAUCGUGUCGUGUGGUCAUCUGCCUGGAUGAUGCUCACCAAAUUCAGCCCGGGGACAUUUUGAUUACUUAUGCCACCGACAUCGGAUGGUCACCAUACUUCCCGAUGCUCUCGGGUAUUGUCACAGAACUUGGAGGUCUCAUCUCUCAUGGUGCCGUGGUAGCACGAGAGUACGGUUUACCCUGUAUAGUAGCUGCUCAUGGAGCAACAAAGCUGUUCCACUCAGGAGAAAAGGUUCUCUUAGACGGCAACAAAGGCUUCCUACAAACGGUCGACGAAGACCAAGAAAAAAAAGACUAAACAAUAGACAAAUACGAAGACCUACUCUGUAUACGGCGACAGCGAAAUCACCAGUCGCCGGCCAACGCUUUUAUUCCCGAGGCCGAGAGAUCUGGCAGAGACAGAAAACGAGCGGUACAUAAAAAGUUUAAAAGGAGUGCAGUUAAUGAACUUCCAUCGUCUAAACCGGAUGAAGCCUCCGAAGACUUCGAACGACGCAUUAAAUAUACUCAAAAGAGUGUUAAAAAUCUGACAAGCAGUGUCAAAUUUGUGUACUAACAAGGGAAUACAAAAUAUCCUAAGACAACUAAAGUGCUUGUUUUUGCGUAUAAAAAUAAAGUUCGUAAUUACCACUUUUGAUAGGCUGACGCGCUGGCGGUAAUCGAGUGCCUAUGAUUAUUCGUGACGACGGAUAGUUGUCGUCGGCGUCAAGAAGUACUCAAACAUUAUUUCACAUGUUUAUACCAACGAUUUUUGUAAAGUUAACUUUUUGAACAAUUUUAAUAAAAUAUUUCUAGUGAAAACAGA